Messenger RNA from Megalopta genalis, 1888 nucleotides. The record is from RefSeq and is a predicted model, not a curated record. NCBI's taxonomy places the organism in Eukaryota, Metazoa, Arthropoda, Insecta, Hymenoptera, Halictidae.
AACGGUACCUUAUGUUAGUGGUGCAUUAAUUUAUCGCAUAACCUCGUCGGUCAUUUCGGAGUUUUGACAGUUCGCGAAUGAUAGAUUACAUUGCUUUCACAUUGACUCAUAUGUGAUUUGAGAAUUAUGUAUAAUAUUAUAUAUUUCAUGUGUAUUUGACGCACAAUGCAAUAUCUGUGAUAAACAUUUUACAAAAGUAGAUAAAAAAAUGUCCGCAAUUAUAGAUGAUAAAGUGGUCGCAGGAGCACAAUCCGCAAAUGUUGUCAAAGAAGAUCCCAUUGUUGCUCUGACGGAGAAAGUAAAUGCACUAUAUUUUUUUCGAGACCAUUAUUUUGAAAAUCGUCCUAUCGAAGAAGCAAUUAAAAAGAAUGGUGACAUAGAAAAAGAAAUGAAAGACACAUUAAAUAAGUUUGACGAAUGCAAAGGAUAUGAAAUCGAUGGGUCACGAGCAAGAUACUACUAUCUAAAAGGAAAGGCCUUAAAUGUUACAGAAUGUUUUAUACCUCAAGCAGAAGAACUAUUAACUAAAGCAGUAAAGUUAGAGCCUAAUUUAAUCGAAGCAUGGAAUGAAUUAGGUGAAUGUUAUUGGAAGAAUGAUGAUAUUCAACAAGCAAAAAAUUGUUUUGUUGGUGCUUUACGCCAUGGUAGAAAUAAAGUAUCUUUACGAAGUCUAUCUAUGGUUCUUAGACAGGAACCAGUUUCUAAUACCGAGCAACGAAUACAAAAUAUACAACAGGGAAUGGAGUAUGCGAAAGAAGCAGUUAGUCUAGACACAACAGAUGGUAUUUCCUGGGCAAUUUUAGGAAAUGCCUAUUUGUCUUCCUUUUUUACAGUAGCACAAAAUCCUGCAACGUUACGUUGUUGCAUUUCAGCUUACCUGCAAGCAGAAAAAGAUAUUGUAGCUGGAAGUAAUUCUCAUUUAUUUCAUAAUAAAGCAGUGGCUUUAAAAUAUCAAGAAGAGUAUUGUGCAGCAUUGAAGUCAUUUGAAAGAGCAAUGUUAUUAGAUCCAAUAUGGGACACGCCACGCACUAAAAGAGAUGAAUUAUUACAAUAUUUAAAAGAUGUACAAAAUUUAGUAAACAAUAAUGGAAGAGUAAAACCAAAGAGAUUGUACCAAAUGAUACGGGCAUUGGAUGUUAAACAUUUGGGACCAUACAAAGGUGGCUCUUUCACAUCUGGUCAAAAAACUGUGAAAUUAGAAUUAACAAUGCUGAAAGAUUUAACUGCUGGAGUUAAUCCAGAAAAGGUGGUAUUCGGUAAAGUAGUAUGUUGGAUACAAGAUACUGAUUGCGUACCUUUCGCUUUUUGUCUUGUUGACGAGGAGAAAACAUGUAUAGCUGUAACAGUAUAUAAUCUGGCUAAGGGUCGUGGGGUUACUGUAGGAGAUUCUGUGGCUCUUCCUGAACCUUUUGUUAUCCACCAAAAGUUUUCUUACCUUAACAAUGUAGGUGUAACAAAAGAACACAUUGUUGGGGUACUAAAGUUAGAAGUAAUUCUUAUGUUUCUUUUUUUUUUCAGGACUUCGAUUUCAAGUCUAUACGAGUUGAAACUCCAGUUAUAUUGGUUGUCAAUGGCAGAAAACUAGGUAGAGAGCAGCAAGCCUCUGCGAAAUUCCAUACUUUUAAAAAGACGGAUUGAGCACAAAUUUUCAAAAAUUAAUAGUGAGACACAGUCGACACUCAGCUAUUUCUGUAACUUCAAUGUGAAUGAGUGACGACGGCUGAUACGACAUUUGAAUUUUAAACUCAAGUAUUAUUACAUUCAUAGAAUUAGAUUAUCUUACCACAGUCAAUAUUGUCGAGGAUUGGAAUAUAUUUACUUGUAUUGUUGAGCGUUUGCUUUGGAAAAUAUCGUUCAAGUUGCAGACAAUUAAAUUUUUAAAGACGUU